Molecule: messenger RNA, 282 nt
Organism: Iphiclides podalirius (scarce swallowtail)
Lineage: Eukaryota; Metazoa; Arthropoda; Insecta; Lepidoptera; Papilionidae
Source: the annotation of a GenBank genome assembly
AUGACGACCUUUGCACCGCUUCCCUUCGUUAAGGCGGGCGAAAACCUCGCACUAAAAGGCGGCGGUCCCAGCACGGAGGCGAGACAAAGCGACGCGCGCCGCCUCGGUGGGAAAAGGACAAUGGCCGAUGGCUUCCGGAUUAAUGCCCAUCUCGCCUCCCCUGCGGCGCGCUCACCUCCGAAACUGAUUCGGGCGCCGGCAUCGCAGUUUCAUUACGGUCUGUCGAAAACAAUCCACUCUAAAUAUCUAUUCUUGGGCGCGCACUCCGGAAUUACAUUAGUC